GUUGCGUCUGAAGGAUUAGUAAGAAGCAUGAUGCAGCAAUCUGUGAAAGGUGAGAGCCUCCCAAAAUGACAGCCGGGACCAGCUGCCACGCCAAUCUUUCCACGUGGCAGGAGGGGAGGCCUCGGCGAACGAGUCGCAGCACAACCCCCAGUUCCCUAAUCGAAGCCGGGCAACCUGGGAGCCGUUUUAGCGCAGGACCCAGCCCGGCCUCGUUUCUCCACGAUUGGCGGAGCCGCGAUAGCGCAAAUACCUCUCCGUCCCCUCAUUGGCUUAGAAUCUCGCCUUUGGAAGGUCUCCCGAUCGAAGAGGAGACUAAGUGCGCAUGCGGAAGCCGGCAUCGAGUCUUCGGUGACUCCCGAGGCGCCCGACGAGAGAUGCGCUGUUCCUUCAAUCUCUGCCUGGAGUCUCUGGGAUGACCGUUGGCGGGUGGGGGGAAGCGAGGCCGGAGCUCUAGCCAAUCUUAGCGUUGGGGGAAGGCAGAGAUGACAAGUGAGAGCUAAAUGCAAAGCGCUCCGAGGACACCAAGCGAAGCAUCUUCAAAGCGAAGGCCGGGCGGGAAGCGCUUGGCUAGCAUGUGAAGAGGCAGACUGGAAGUGGCCGCGGGCACACCUGCGUGGGGAGGCGGACGGGAAAGGGGGCGGCGCGUGUAGCGGUCCUGCUUGCGGUAGACAAGGGAGGUUCCUAGCAGGGGUCCGCCGGCAGGUAGGCUUUGGCGGGGCGAAGGCCUCAGGUCGGGGGAGCGAGAAUGGGCGGCGAGGAAACGGAGAUGGCCGAGCCCGGGGAAAGCGGCGAGGUUGGGGAGGAAUCCACGGUGCCUGCCCUCCAGCCCAACGGAUACCUGGCCGGUAAAGAGCCGGACAACGGUGGGAGCUGCCUGCCUUUGGUGACCGAGAAGGAUAGGGAGGUUGUUGGAAGAAGCGCCGUUUCCUUUGCUGAUCUCGAGAAGUACCCAGAAGCGGAGGCGAUGCUGUCUGACUGUACCGUGGAGGUAAAGCUGACCCCUCGGCUUUCCAAACGGAGGCUGGUGGUGCUGGCCGUGUUCAGCUGCUAUUCGCUAGUAAAUGCCUUCCAGUGGAUCCAGUACAGUAUAUUGACCAGUGUCUUCACUCGCUACUAUAAUGUUUCUUCUUCUGAAAUUGACUGGCUCUCCAUAUCAUAUAUGGUGGCAUACGUGCCUCUCAUAUUUCCGGCCACUUGGUUGCUGGACACGCAUGGCCUCCGUCUCACUGCCUGGCUGGGAUCGGGACUCAAUUGCUUGGGGGCCUGGAUUAAGUGUACCAGCGUCCAGCCAAAUCUCUAUCUGGUCACUCUGCUGGCUCAGAUUGUGUGUUCCGUAGCCCAAGUCUUCAUUUUGGGUUUGCCCUCCCGCAUUGCUUCUGUUUGGUUUGGACCCAAGGAAGUGUCCACGGCUUGUGCUGUAGCUGUUCUGGGCAAUCAGCUAGGCACAGCAAUUGGCUUUUUACUGCCUCCAGUUUUAGUUCCAAACACAUAUGAUGACCUGGAUCUUAUGGGACAUAAUAUCAGCAUAAUGUUCUAUGGUACAGCAGGAGUAUCUACUUUCCUCUUUUUAUUAACAGCGGUUGUGUUUAAGGAAAAACCCAAAUAUCCUCCAAGUCAGUCUCAGGCUGUUCUCCUAGAUCCAUCUCCAAAAGAUUACUCCUAUAAACAAUCAAUACUCAAUUUGUUCAGAAAUGUUCCUUUUAUUCUUUUGCUGAUAAGCUAUGGAAUUAUGACUGGAGCCUUUUACUCAGUGUCAACUCUACUAAACCAAAUGAUAUUAACUCACUAUGAGGGAGAAGAGAUAAAUGCAGGUAGGAUUGGCCUCACACUUGUGGUAGCUGGAAUGGUUGGCUCUAUUAUUUGUGGCUUAUGGCUGGAUCAUACCAAGACAUACAAUUUCUUUAUGACAGGUUAUCUGCCCCUUGGUUUUGAAUUUGCUGUGGAAAUUACAUACCCAGAAUCAGAAGGCACUUCAUCAGGGCUUUUGAAUGCUUCAGCACAGAUAUUUGGGAUCGUCUUUACAUUGAUCCAAGGGAAGCUUACAACAGUUUACGAUCCUCGUGCUGGAAAUAUUUUUCUCUCUGUGUGGAUGUUUAUAGGUAUCAUUUUAACAGCUUUAAUUAAAUCUGAUUUGCGAAGGCACAAUAUAAAUGCAGGCAUUGUAACUAUGGACAUUAAAUCUAUACCCACUGACAGUCCUAUUGGAGAUGAACAAAACAAAACAUCAAAAAACCAGUCAGAAUCAAAAAUGAAAAAUGAAAAAACACUAGACUCACAAUUGGCAGCUCUAUUAUAAUAAAAGAAUCUUAAUGGAGAAUCACAAGAACUAUAAGCCUAAAAGUUGUGCUGAAUGGCAGCAGUUAGCAAUGAUUGUAUACUAGAUAAAGGAAAGAUUUGUAUACACUUAAUGAACACAUUUUAACUUUAAAAUGGUAAUUUUCAACAAUUGUUUUACAUUUCAGUGAUAAAAUUCCCAGGAAACCUUCCAUUUUUAUUUGGAAAUUGUGCACUUUCAUAAAAUACAUUAUGCUGUAAAUGAUAAAUUAGAAUCUCCUUUAUCAAAAUCUGUGCCACUAGCUAAUCUACACUUGGAAUUCUCAUAUAGAAUGUGUGCAGUGAGCAGUUUGAAAUCAAUGAAAUAUGUGUUUUAACUUGUUUUUAUUUGAAAUAUUCAAAACUGCCCUUCCUAUAGGAGGGCAUUGUCUUUAGCACAAUAGACAGUAUAAAAAAUUCAUUUUUUUGGAUGUGAUAUACUGUAAAUCCUGGAUUUUGCCAUUUUUUUUGGCUUUGAAAGAAUUGUGGUUUAUGAAAACUCUGUUUUGAAACACAAAUGAGUGAAUAGUAAACCCUCAAUUUCCAAGAAGUAUUUUAUAUUCUAAGUUAUUGAAGAUGAAGGCCUUCUGAAUUUUUGAUCAGAGAACUAGAUAUUCAUGAUUCCUGGAUUUUUUUUACAUUCUGAAAAUGAACAUAACAUUCUUUUGUAUUAUGUGAAUCACAAAGUAUCAUACAAAGGCCUAUGCAUGCCGUUGUGUUCUUUGGAUCAAUUUUGUGAAUUUGUGAAAAGUAAAUGAAGAUAAUUUUUGGCAAAUAAAUAUAAUAAAAUAAGGUAGAGCUCACAAUGGACUCCCUACUAUUACAUUAGUUAGGAAUGUAUGUAGAUUUAAAAUAACUCUACUGCUUAACAAAAUGUGGAUUUACAUGAUAUGGAAAAUUGCCAGUGAGAGUUUUCAGCCUAUUAGUUUGACAAGUAUGACAAUAUUUUGUGUACAUUUAAGAAGAAUUACCAUAUGUUAAAUGUUCUCAUCAUGUCCUUUGGCUUACCUGAAAGUAAAUCAAGAUAAACCUUUAGAUCUUUUUCACCUUUAGAAGAAGGGUGAAAGUGAAUGGCUUGCUGCUUUGCUGAGUCCACUGGUCCUGAUGUUCUUUUUUUACAAAUGAGUAAGCAUGGUAAUAAUAAGUCUUCAUUUUCACAUGAGGAAUAAAUGUUGCUUCAAGACUAACAUAGUAUAUGUGCAUUUGUGCCUAAUAAUUUAUAAGGAAAAGCAUAAUCAAAUCACAUUUCUACCCCAGAUAUCAAAAAAACCUAAAUCUAUCCUCUUUAAAAUUUAUAGGAUGAAAAGUACUUAAAUUUCGCUAAAUCAUACCAAUAUUUACAACUAUCAGUAUUUAUCAAAAUGGCCAACAUAUGGUAGCAUUAGAAAUAUUUACUAUUCUUUUCUGCAUUCUUCUUUAGUGAGACAAAUGGAACAAUUAUCCCAAACUCCUAAAUAACUAUUCUGUUAUUCAACUGUAGGAAUUUAGCACCCACCCCCCUCCUAGUAGAAUGGAAUAUUUUAGAAAAUAUUUAAAAAGGCAGAAUAUAUUUCCCUGGAUGAGAAAUGGAGAAACAUGUUUUAAAGUCAAAGCAACUUCCUGCCACCCCCCACCUUUGUUAAUGGGCCAUCAUCUGCAUCAUAAUAGAACCCAUUUAGCAACUCAAACUCACCACAUGGCACCUGAGAAGAUUACAUCAGCCAGCAAGGCUAGCUAAGACCCCCACCCCCUGUGAGUCUGACAGCCAAUCAGGGUACUCUUCCUGUGCCCCAGAAAGUUCAAAGCUCAGAAAAAGCAUAAAGCCAGGGAGCGCACAGGAUCUCAGCCCUUUUCUGUUCAGGAACUCAAGCCAUGUGAUCCUGACCACCAUUAAACCAUCUUUCCAAGCAGCCUCCAUGUUUCCAGUGUCUUUGUCCCCACUUGGAACUGAACCCAGAUGGAUAUUUCUUCCAACAAUUGGCACCCACAGAUGGGACUCCAAGCUAACCUAACCAAUGGACCUGGCCCAGGUAAGCCUCCCUUGCUAGCAGCAGACCCAUUGAGUCUGUGGGUAAGUUUUCCUGGACCUUGGCCAUUUGGAACUAGGUUUUAAAGGGGUUUUGAGUGUUGAGCUCAAAGACUGCUUGGAAAGAAGGUGAGUACCUCUAAAUUUUAAUUUUAAAGCAUGGAAAAGCAUGGGAAAUAUGUGUAUGCCUGCAUGUGUGUGAAUGAGAGAGCCCUUCUCCCAAUCACAGCUGGAUCUUGCUUCCUCUGUGCAUUUCCUAACCGCAGAAAGACCAAAUGUCUGGAGAGCAUGGGGUUUUUGCCAGAGCACAGGACCUUCUGUUAGGGAAGGAGGAAGUGUGUGUGUGGGAUUCCACCUGGGGAAACAGUCUGAUUCCACCUCUUUGAGCAACCUCUAGCCGCACCUCUACCUACUGCUAGCUCCACCGAGCCGUGACUGGUAGGCUAGGGAAAGCAAGGGGGGGAAGCCAAAUGUGGAACUUUGUGUUUUCAAGGAACGGAAGCUGAAUGAAAGGAAAAGAAGUGUGAAGGGGAAAAAAAGAAAUAUAUAGGAACUAUUGGUGUAUCUAAAAAGGAAAGCAAAGCCUAAAGUGGUGCAUGUAGAGUGAGAAGAGGUGCUCGUACCUGCUGUAGGGGCAGCAAGGUCCUCCGGGAUCACUAUUUUUUUUUAUUGGUGAUCUUCAAAUAAGAGUUCCCUUAAGGAAGGGGACCAUACUUCGACAGAAGGGAGUCUGAGUCCUUCGCGGAUACCUUUUUUUCCGAAACUGCGGGAGUACCCGGCUAUGACAAAGUGAGCCUCACAUUCCGAGGAUCAUGGGAAGCGUAAGCUCGAGGGUAGAGGGAAAUCCCCUGAGAGACAUGCUUGGGGCCUGGGACGCCAGGCAGGUGCCAGUGUUGACUGGCAUGUGAGAAUAGAAAUUGAAGAAAUUGUGUAAAAAAAUGGGCUUUGCUAAGAGAUAACACCAGGAAGACAAAUUUGGCUAAAUAAAGGUACUUAAAAGAAAAGGGAAAUAUAUAAAUAGGAAUGUUUGGGUUUUUGUUUUGUUUGUUUUGUUUGUUUGUUUGUCUCUUUCUCUGUCUUCUAUGGAACCACGUGGUCUGUCUGUUAAGAUUUGUGCCUUCCCUAAUUUAACUGAGAUUUAUGGCGGGAAUGAUCAGUGUGUGUGUAAAUCUCAGAGUUUUGUUUUCCUCUCUUUGUCCUUGUUUUUUAUGUGUGUAUGUCUGUCUUUGUGGGCCCUUGAGGUAACUGUAACUGUAAAAUGUAUCUGAUCUCUAGAGACAAUAAUUUUAAAUCGUUAGGGAAAAAGAAAAACAAAAGGUUGAAGCAAUGAAAAUGGGGAAGAGAAAAAAAAAAGGAAAGAGCCUUUGCCCUGUCUUUGUCCGGCCAACAAAACAGUAAAAAGGACUUUUCAUCCUAUUUCUGUUUUUUCCCCCCUCCUUCUCUCUUUUUAUCUUAAAGUAACAACUCAAGUUUAUAAGGAAACGUUUUAAGUUCACUUACAAGAGAAAAAAAAAAUUCAGUCUUGCAUUUACUGUGUGUUUAAAUGAUUUUACCUGUUCCUGAAGCAUGUGAAUCCAGUUUUUUCUUUCUCAUCAGUUGUUGAAACUGCAUUAUCUUUUAGUAACUGCAAUAUUGAUGUGUUGUUUCUUUUCAAACUCUGCCUGCAAGAUAUCUACCCCCCCUUUUUUUUAAUCCUGUUACAAUGCCUUUCCUGAGAAGAUUACCCACAAAAGUGGGGAGGAGAUUCUGUUCUAAUGUCUUUCAGCCCUGAAAAGAUGCUGCCCCCAGAGGAGACCUUCCAUUUGUUGGAGCCAGGAAUUGAGUUUGAAUCCAGCCCCCACUGAAAGUCAUCACAGCAACCAGAGUGGAGCAGACCUUCCAAGCCUGACUAACCAGCCUUAUUACCAAGCAUGCUACCCAGCAGACAUGAAAGAAAGGACCCUGAGAUAUACAAAUAAAGACUAAAAGACUUUUCAAUCCCCAGAAGACAACUGGAAAGACCAUGGGGGAGGGUGGAAAAUUC
Molecule: messenger RNA, 6341 nt
Organism: Ahaetulla prasina
Lineage: Eukaryota; Metazoa; Chordata; Lepidosauria; Squamata; Colubridae
Gene: FLVCR1
Product: FLVCR choline and heme transporter 1
Exons: 9
Coding region: 746-2296 (516 amino acids)
Biological process (GO): transmembrane transport; heme export; mitochondrial transport
Cellular component (GO): mitochondrion; membrane
Molecular function (GO): heme transmembrane transporter activity; heme binding
Source: RefSeq, a predicted model, not a curated record